AAUUCUUGCUGGCCGAUGGAAAGUUGGCCUGCGUGUCGCUCGUACCAUAGGAAUUUAAACGGGGAUAUAGGUAUAAGAACACGGAGACGGGGAGUCGUUCGCGGUAGUGUGAGGCAUAAACGCGCCGGCACCACACCCAGCGUGACCACCAUUGCGACACGAGACACACGGGACACGGCCAUGCGCGUCGCGGUGAUCUUGUUGGCGUGCGUCACUGCGCUAACCUCGGCCCAAUACAACCAGGACGUAGACAAUUUGUCGCCGAAGGGCUUGCCAGCAACCUUGCGUUCGGCCCGUUUCCAGAGGCUGCCAUCUGCCCGACCGGUACUUCCGACUCAAGCUGCAAUCGCUCUCGCGAAUCAACGGAUUCGACGGCCUAUCACGUUUAAACCCAAGGGAUCGGAAGAUUCGAUAGCGACGGGACCAGGAUCGUUCACGCCGAUCAAACCACUUCGACCUUUACCGAUUUUACCCAGCGCACCGUCGCCAGCCCCGCCUCAGGUGAGACCAGUUAACGAGGAACCGGAGGAGGACACCCGAAACCGUGACAGCCAAGACGACGAAAAUUCGGAUUUGAGCGACGAGCCGUUGGACAGUCAAGAGGAGAGCGAAGAGAACUUGCCGCGGAAUAUUGCGAACCUCGGCUCGAUAUCAAGAACUUCUAACAUAGGCCCAUCGGCGCAGCCUGUGCAAUAUCGUCCACUUUCGGCAGCGGGAGGUCCUAUCGGAAGAGGAAGCAUAACACCGGCCACUCCGGCACCCGCACCUGUUCAAUAUCGACCGACGCCGAAGCCGACCAAGCCGAGGAAACCGGUGGAGGAAUCGUACAAGCAACAGGUGAAACCGCCCACGAAACCGGUGAAGACCGAGCCUUACGACGCUCGUGGAAAGAAGCCCGUGGCGCAAAUCAUCAGACGAUAUCGGAACGAUAAUGCGGACGGCUCGAUCACCUGGGGCUUCGAAAACGACGACGGCUCUUACAAAGAAGAGCUGAUCGGGGUCGACUGCAUUACCAGGGGCAAAUACGGGUACAUCGAUCCGGACGGUAAUCGUCGGGAAUACACCUAUGAGACGGGUAUCAAAUGCGACGAGCAGCAGGAAGAAGAAGACAAUGGGUUUGUGGAUUAUCACGAGAACAAGCUGGUACUUCCCGAUGGUAAAACCAUAGAUUUGUCAACCAUGGGGAAGAAACAGUCUCGCAGACCCCGUCAAUUCUAACAGAAUUAAAAUUACUACUUUUAUUUGAUCGAAAAGAUACUCGCGAAAUUUUUCUUUUAUUUACUUAUUUGGUAGUGCAUGAGGUAGCAGUUUGGAGAAGUUGAUAAUAACUAGACUGAGGAUUUUCAUUUAUUUAUAAAGAUCGUAAAUGUAUCGAAUUUUGAACAGUGCAUUCGAUGUGAGGAAAUAGGAGUAUCAAAAUCGAAGCAUACGCAAUGAUCCUCAUAUUCCAACGCAUUUCAAAAGGAAAUAACUUUUCUAAUAUUAGACGAAAUAAUUGAAUUUUCUGUGGGACGUUAGAAGCCUUAGUUUACUGAUGUUUCCUUGUCAGAUAAAUCGAAGAAUUUCUACUGAUAAAAAUCGUCAGUCUAAUUAUUAGCAAUUAUGAAGAUAGUAACAACAGCCAUUCAAGUAGUAACAUCGAAUGAUUUCUAUUUUAUUAAGUAUCAAUCUAGUAAAUACAAACUCCGUCGUGAUCACCAUCGAAUCGAUGUUAUCCAAAAUAUGUAAUUAGAAUUAAUUAGUACGUAUCAUAUCGUGUAAAUAUAAAUGUAGGUACCUUUAUCGAGUUCGUCGAAUAAAACUAACGAAAAUAGAA
Messenger RNA from Ceratina calcarata, 1816 nucleotides. Its product is annotated as actin cytoskeleton-regulatory complex protein PAN1. The record is from RefSeq and is a predicted model, not a curated record. NCBI's taxonomy places the organism in Eukaryota, Metazoa, Arthropoda, Insecta, Hymenoptera, Apidae. Gene Ontology annotation, molecular function: structural constituent of chitin-based larval cuticle. Bases 16 to 1218 code for a protein of 400 amino acids. The transcript is spliced from 4 exons. Gene Ontology annotation, cellular component: chitin-based extracellular matrix.